This is a messenger RNA of Scylla paramamosain (green mud crab), 456 nucleotides long. Its product is annotated as oocyte zinc finger protein XlCOF6-like. Lineage: Eukaryota; Metazoa; Arthropoda; Malacostraca; Decapoda; Portunidae. The transcript has a single exon. The record is from RefSeq and is a predicted model, not a curated record. Bases 1 to 456 code for a protein of 151 amino acids.
AUGAACAGGAGAUUCACUCUUGAAAGCGCCACACAGUGUUACCGCACCACACAGCGCCACACAGUGUUACCGCACCACACAGCGCCACACAGUGUUACCGCACCACACAGCGCCACACAGUGUUACCGCACCACACAGCGCCACACAGUGUUACCGCACCACACAGCGCCACACAGUGUUACCGCACCACACAGCGCCACACAGUGUUACCGCACCACACAGCGCCACACAGUGUUACCGCACCACACAGCGCCACACAGUGUUACCGCACCACACAGCGCCACACAGUGUUACCGCACCACACAGCGCCACUCAGUGUUACCGCACCACACAGCGCCACACAGUGUUACCGCACCACACAGCGCCACACAGUGUUACCGCGACACUAAGCACCACACAGCGUUACCAACCGCACAGCGCCACAGCAUUACCACGACACACAGCGCUACACAUUGA